GUCUACAUAACCGGCCGUACGCAGCCAUGUUUUUGUUUCAUUAAUCUAUGACGCUAACGUUAUUUUAUUAUUAACUUAAAAUGUUAAUUUUAUAAAUCUUAAUUAGUCAAUUCAUAAUAUUAAUCGAUUAUAAUAAUAAAAAUCUUGAGUGGCAACGCGUAUGUAAGAAGUGUGAGGAUUUUGACAUCCAAUGUGUACGCUCGAGUUUUUGUGUUAGAUUGUUGAAUACAAACAAUGGAUAAUUUGUCACUAUUUCCACCCGGUGUUGGACCGCAGGAUGAUUUUGAUUUUCCCAAUACAGGAAAAUCAAAACUUUACAAAGAUUCUGGUUUUGGGAAUACAUCUGAUAAAGAAAAAUCAAAACGAUCAAUAUCCUCUCCUUCAAGAUCAAAGCGUUCUGAAGAUAGAUAUGACAAACAUGAUCGCGAUAGGAGUUCAGACAGGUCUCCUAAACGAUCGAGGGACAGAUAUAGUGAACGUUAUGAGCGGGAGGAUUCUUAUGAAAGGAGGUCAUCCCACAGAAGUCGUAGAUCUCCCUCUUCGCCUUCUCCGCCACAAUCUAAACGGUCUCGUCAAUCUCGUGAUUCCCAACAAUAUGACAGAAGAUCCUAUAGAGAUCAAUCUGAUAAUCAAUUUAUGGAUCGUCCUCAAGUUUAUAAUAGUAAUAAUUAUCAACCACAACAAUAUACGCAGGCGCCUCCAGCUUAUGGAAAUCAACCUCCUCAAUUUCCUGCGUAUAUACCUGCUCCUGGAAAUGAAGCGUUUAUUACAAAUUCUUAUAUGGGUGCAAAUUAUAUAGCACCGAAUACAGCUCAUCCUCCUCCAAUGAUUGGAACCAUGAUUACUGCACCGCCUCAGCCAGAAACUGCAGAAGGACAAUGGGUCUCAAUACCAGCUCAGCAAUCUGCACAAAUUCAGCCAACUGCUGAUACAAUUAAACGUGAAGCAGCAAUUGCUUCUGAGAAACGACAGCAAAGAGUGACACUGCUCAAGCAACGUGAUGAGUAUCUGCGCAAAGUGAACAACUUAAAACGUGAGUUGAAAGUGCUGAAAGAUCAAAGAAGUGAAUUGAAAGCAUCAACGAGAACUCCACCUAGUCCCGAUACUUACAGAUUUCUGAAAGAAAAUUCUAAACUUCAGGUGGAGAUCAGCAACAAACUGAAGACAAUGAACAAUGUCAUUGAUAUGCUCUCAGGAAUUAUUGGUGAAGAUAUAAAGGAGAAUGAAAAUGAAAAGAGAAAAUCUGAUGCCAGAUCUGACAGCAGCCCUGAGAGAUCUACUAAGAAUGGGGAGAGAUCAUUUUCUUCUGACAAGAGCUCAAAGCAAAACUAUAACUACAUACAUUAUGAUCCUGAGAUGCAUUGGUGUCAAACUUGCAAUGUAUUUCCUAAGACAGCUAAGGAAUAUUUGCAACAUUUACAUGAUCCAGAACAUUUGCUGAACAUGGAAACUGGCCCUGGUUUGGAAGCACCUUGGCAUCAAAUUUUAAAUGAAGAUGACGAGGAACCUGCACCAGUUUCUGGCGCUGCAACCAAGCGUUUGCCUAUUCGAGGAUUACAACAUUUUAUUGCUUCUUCGGCAUGGUUUUGCAAACUCUGCAAUAAAUGGAUUGGAGAUUUACAUUGUGCUUCUGCACAUCUUAAAAGUAAAGGUCAUGCAAAAUCUUACAUGAGAUUUACGGAACAAAAUCCUCAUUGGGAAACUGAUUGGAUGGCUGAUCGACAGAAAGCUUAUGAGCGAUCAUGUAAUUCUAAUCCAGAUAAAAUCAAGAAAGAUCCACCAUUCUUGCAAAAUUCUGCUUCUGUAGAAGUAAGUGAACCCAAAUCUAAAAAGAAACAUUCCAAGAAGGAAAAGAGGAGUAAGAAGAAGUCAAAGAAGCACAAGAAGUCGAAAUCUUCAACAUCAGAAAGUUCUUCUGAUAGUGAAACUGAUAGUUCAGAUAAAAUGAGUGAAGAUAAAGGGAGUUCUAUUCGUGUUGCUAUGAGAAAUAAGUUAAAGCAACAAGAACUUGAGAAAGAGUCAAUACAAAGUAAAUGGCAGACAAGUAAAAAUGAAGAAUCCUUGAAGAAAACUAGUAGCCCACAAAAGCCAGAACGGGAUGAUAAAAUGUUGAUGCAAUGGAUGGCUAAUAAAGGCGUUUUGACUGAAAGUGACAAAAAGAUGUUUGAAGCUCUACGAAUGAGAUUGAAAAUGCGUCAAGAAGCAGAAGCAGAAGCUAAUAAAGAAGCAGAGUUUCAGAAAGUGACACCUCAACCCUCUGUUAUACCUUUAAUAAGAGAACAAGCUGAAGCAGCAGCAAAAAAACAGCGCGAAGCUGAAGAAGAAGCUGAGGCUCGCAAAGACAGAGAAAAAUAUGAAGCUGAAAGAGAAAAUGAGAGAAGAGAAAGGGAAAGGCGAGACAGAGAAAAGGAAAGAGAUAGAGAUUAUUACAAAGAUCGAUCAUAUUACCGAGACCGUAGAAGGUCUCCAGGGGAUUACAGAAAUCGCUAUUAUGAUAAAAGAUAUUCUAGAAGCCCAGAUAGAAGGCAUUAUAGAAGUAGAUCUCCUGAACAUCGAUCAAGAGUAGAAGCAGGAAUUAUCACAAAUCCUCCACCAGUUCCAAAACCAACAAAAUAUGAGAAAAAGAAAUAUAAAAAUCCAGAUGCAGAUUCUUCAGAUGAGAAAGAAAAGUCUAAGUUCAAACGAUCCAACUCAGCACAAGCUUCAAACAAAAAACUUCCAUUCAUUGGUCGUAUGCCUGUGUUUAAAUCGAAACCAAAAGAUGACAGUCCCAAAAAUGAUGAUGAUGGUGAUAAAAAAACUGGAUUAGAGAAGGCUCUUCAGAAGCGGGAUGAGAUAAAUGCUCAAAUUCAGAAAGCCAUGGAAGCAGGUACCAUCAAAUGUUCAAUGGAGCCUCCACCUGCUCCAUUCAUUUCAGGUCAUUCGGAUCAAAUGUUUGUUGAUAUGGCUCCACCACCACCAAAUAUUUCAUAUGAAGAUCCUCCUAUUGGUUUUGUUACUCAGCAAGAACUCCCUCCUGGUAUUGAAUCUCCGUCUGCCUUAGAUGAAAUUAAGAUUCCUAUUAAUGCUGCACCUCCCAAUAAAGAAUUACCUAAAGACUUUGCAGAUGCAUUAGACAUAAUUUUUCCCGGAGAACGCAAAGAAGGUGAUGAUAAGAAUGAUGAAAAUCCUGUGGCUCCACCUCCACCAAUGCCGAUGAUGGUUCCUGCUUAUCAAAUGGAAACUCAAAGUUAUACAGAUUAUACAUUUGCAUUACCAACUGGAGCCUAUGAAACGUCAGUUUCAGCAGUGCCUCCGCCUAUGCCAGUAGAUGAAGUUCAAGAAAGUGCAGAAGCCAAAGAUGAAGCGAUUUCUGAUAAAAAAGAUCAUCCCGAAAUGGAUGAUCUUGCAAUGCUCGGUAUUGAUGAGAGUGACAUCACAGCACAGCAUUUUUAGGAUUUGUUCAAUGAUGAAAAAUUUCUUUAUAUGUUACUUUCAAAUUUUAUGAUUAGUUUCUUUAAGUUUUCUUAAAAAUAAUCGCAUUCUCAACUAAA
This is a messenger RNA of Ctenocephalides felis (cat flea), 3533 nucleotides long. Its product is annotated as zinc finger matrin-type protein CG9776. The coding region runs from base 235 to 3435 and encodes 1066 amino acids. The transcript has 11 exons. NCBI's taxonomy places the organism in Eukaryota, Metazoa, Arthropoda, Insecta, Siphonaptera, Pulicidae. Gene Ontology annotation, biological process: positive regulation of DNA-templated transcription; negative regulation of DNA-templated transcription. Gene Ontology annotation, cellular component: nucleoplasm. The record is from RefSeq and is a predicted model, not a curated record. Gene Ontology annotation, molecular function: zinc ion binding; nucleic acid binding.